UUUUGGCUUCUAGUAACAGCUUUUUUAUGGGGUGCAACAAACCCACUGUUAAAGAAGAGUAGCAAAGGAUUUGAAGAGAUCAAUAAAGAAACGUUUCUUUCACAGAGACUUGCUGAAAUCAAAUUUUUACUUUCCAAUUUGAAGUAUCUUGGAUUUCUCAUCCUUAAUCAAUGUGGGUCUCUUGUAUUUUAUCUGACAUUGUCAUCUGCAGAUCUCUCUCUAGCUAUUCCUAUCACAAAUUUUCUGAGCCUUGUGUUCACAGGCAUUGUUGGCUACUUAAUUGGUGAAAAAUCAAUUAAUGGGGGCUCCAUCCUGGGCAUGGUCUUCGUAGUGUUCGGCGUCACCAUGUGCAUUAUGUCCAAAGCCUAA
Messenger RNA from Helobdella robusta, 369 nucleotides. RefSeq lists its product as hypothetical. Lineage: Eukaryota; Metazoa; Annelida; Clitellata; Rhynchobdellida; Glossiphoniidae. The record is from RefSeq and is a predicted model, not a curated record. The annotation marks the transcript as partial. The transcript has 4 exons.